Molecule: messenger RNA, 1383 nt
Organism: Pseudophryne corroboree (corroboree frog)
Lineage: Eukaryota; Metazoa; Chordata; Amphibia; Anura; Myobatrachidae
Product: twist-related protein
Exons: 2
Coding region: 179-679 (166 amino acids)
Biological process (GO): developmental process; regulation of transcription by RNA polymerase II
Molecular function (GO): RNA polymerase II transcription regulatory region sequence-specific DNA binding; protein dimerization activity; DNA-binding transcription factor activity, RNA polymerase II-specific
Source: RefSeq, a predicted model, not a curated record
AAAGUUUGCAUCCACUCAGAAACACGUUGGCGCCUGGGGACACAGCGACAGGGCUGGGCUUUAUGUGUGGAUGCAGAUACUGCCCCCCACCUUGGAGAAGGCUGAUUCCUGGGGAGACCGGUUGGGACAGUCCCCUUCCCUCUGCCCGGGCUCUUUCUCCCCAUAGUGCUGGUGGAAAAUGAUGCAGGGAGAGUCCAGCUCCCCGGUUUCCCCCGUGGACAGCUUGAGCAACAGCGAGGAAGAGCUUGACAGACAGCAGAACAAACGGGCAUGCAGAAAGAAGAGGGCCCCUAGGAAGAACCCCGAGGACCCAGACAGCCCCACCUCAGUGAAAAGGAACAAGAAGGCCAGUAGCACCGGCAGCAGCCCCCAGUCCUUUGAGGAGCUCCAGACCCAGAGAGUCAUGGCCAACGUCAGGGAGCGCCAGAGGACCCAGUCCCUCAACGAAGCCUUUGCUGCCCUGCGCAAAAUCAUCCCCACCCUGCCCUCUGACAAACUCAGCAAGAUCCAAACCCUGAAACUGGCCUCCAGAUACAUAGACUUCCUCUGCCAGGUCUUACAGAGCGAUGAGCUGGACUCCAAAAUGGCAAGUUGCAGUUAUGUGGCCCAUGAGAGGCUAAGCUAUGCGUUCUCAGUGUGGAGGAUGGAGGGAGCAUGGUCUAUGUCUGCAUCUCACUAAUAACUUCUCACUUCUCGCAGCAAAGACACACACACAGAUGAGACUGUUUCCAAUGGAUGAGGAAAUGGACUGCCUAGAAUCCGAAGCUGGAUACCUAUAAAAGCCAAAUAAACAAUCAGGGAGGAUUUCCAUCCAUUGGAAGAGAUGGCAGACAGGGCGUGGGGAGCACUUAUAGAAAGGACGCAGGCCUGGGACUAGUGACCACACAGCAGACUGAUGAUUGCAGGGUCACCACUACAUUUUACAUUCUGAAUCGAGUCUGAACAAUCUCUAAGCUGUAUUUUUUGACGAAGAAUGUUGGAAUUUUCCUAUUUUUCUUUUUUUUUUAAGUUGCAUUUUUUUUUAUUAUUUUUUUAUUGCAUGCAUUCCCACCAGUCGUGCCUUUGAAGCCACUUAAAAGGAACGUUCCCCAUUCUUGAACGCUACUAAUGAAACUCAAAAUAUGUUUUUUUUAUAGAAGAGAGAAAAAAACAAACUAUUUUUGUUAUUUGAAAACUUGGUUCAGAAAACCCUUCUGAUAUUACCACCGGCUGCAUCUGUUUUUGUUUUGUUUUUUCUUUGUUUUUGUUUUUUUUCCUCAAUUUAUUUCUCUGAGAUACAAAGUAAACAAUUUAUUUAUUUAUUGAUCCGUGUUUUAAGAAAAAUGCAGCUAGAUCGGGUGUCUAAUUGCAUUCAUAUUUUUAUGGUUGUUUUGUAAAUAUCAU